UUUCUCCUGGUUAAGGGAGCCAAAGUGAACUUAUUCCCUCCGGAUCUCCCCCUUCUUUGUACUUUCCUCCCCUUCUCUCACCGCCGCCGCCGUCGUCCGCCGCCGAAGGGGGCAGCCGGAUUCCGCAGCCCCGAUUCCACCACAGGCCACAGACCCUUCACCCGUGGCUCGGGCCGAGGCCCGACUUCCGAGCCGCAAUAUUUGGGGAAUCAUCCCUGGAGUAUAAUGGCGAGCCAGGAGAAGCCCACCCCGCCUCCGCCGCCGCCGCCGCAUCCACCUGCACCGGAGGCCGUACCUCGCGUGCGCCGGUUCGGAGGGGGUCCUCCGGGCGGAGGAGGCGGCGGAGGUUACCCUAACCCGCCGGACGCGGCGAUCCCCGACGCGGCGACGCUGCGGGAGCAGUGGCGGUUCGCGGUGCGGCAGUACAGCAGGUGGUACUCCCACGCCUGGGGCACCGCCAUCCUCGCCGGCGCCGCCUUCUUCGGACUCGGCUGGCUCGUCAAGGGCUCCAACCCCCUCCCGUCCCGCGCCGAGCACCACGCCUCCAACGCCAAGGAGGAGGAGGGCUAACCGAAAGUCCUUGCUACUCACCGGUGCAAAUUUAAAAUUAGCCGUAAUGGGCAAAGCGAAGAUAAGGCAAGCAAGAAGAAGAAUUCUGCAUCGUGCUAAAUGCACAUUGUACACUUUUGACUGCAAGACACUGCUCACUUAUCUCAUCUUCCUCGCCUGUUGUGUAUAUUUGGUCUAGUAUCUGCAGAAUAAGAAUACGUGGCCUUACUGUUUAGUGAAGCCUUUGGAGUAUCCUGUAAAUAUGGACGAGAUGCUGCUGAAAUCUAAUAAGUGUUGCCCAAUUAUCUUUGGUUUUUUUUUUUGGUAUUUAUCAUUCUUUGUAUGCUUGGAUCGAAUUAUUCGGUGCCGAAUACGUCACAACAAUAGUGCACCAAUGCAGGACGUAUGUCUGUACGAAAGCCAUGUUCGUUUGUUCAUGACGGUGAGCAUGUCGCAAGCAAUCAUCAUGCCUUUACAAAAGAGGUUUUCUUUCAAUAAAUUUCGAGCUUACUAUG
Oryza sativa Japonica Group (Japanese rice) is the source of this 1064-nucleotide messenger RNA. RefSeq lists its product as uncharacterized. The record is from RefSeq and is a predicted model, not a curated record. NCBI's taxonomy places the organism in Eukaryota, Viridiplantae, Streptophyta, Magnoliopsida, Poales, Poaceae.